AUGGCCGGCGCAAAUUACAUGGGCGGUAAGAGAAACUCGGCGCGCACGCGUUCCAAGGACUCGCGCGGCAGGGCCGAAAAGCAUCACUUUGGCCGAAAACGCGUCGAGCUCCUGCAGAAGUCUCUGGCAGCACCUCACUCUGCAACUCCGCUUGCAGACGCUACCGCUCGUCAAUACGCUGCACUGCCUAUUGAACUGGAUCAUGCUUCACGUGAUACUGGGAGCCGACGGACCGAGAACGCUUAUAACUUGACCUCAUCUCACGACAAUGGCAGUAUUGACGGCGAAGAACGUAGAGCGAAGAAGUCCUCGCGCGUGUUAGUUGAGAUGGACAUUGAUCCUACCAGCGUAUCUUACCGCUCAACCGUGUCGCAUAUUCUUCGCGUAUCGAAUACGACUGGUCUCAUUUCCAUGCGUGGAAGGCUCAAGACCCGCUCUACCAUGACUCGUCGCAACGAGAACCGCUCUGGUCCUGCUAAUAUUCCUGUCAUCAAUCGUUCGUCAGGAUCUUCUAGCGCAAGUGCUUCCAAUCCCCCUCUUGAUAGGCGAGACGACUGUGGGUUUGAAGAGGAUGUCUCGGGUAUGGAUCCUGGCAUUGAGGAAUCGCCUUUUGCUUUCGUCGCGGAUAUCGGCUCACAGGGUGACGGAGAAGCCGCAGCCGCGUCUGAUUCUUCAUCUCGCCCAAUAUCCUCGCGCGGUCUUCUGGACAUCAAGAACCAGAUGCAGGCCCGAUACGCUGACGUAGUUUGCAGUCAGCCAUCUCCAUCACAUACAGACGCAGGACUUGCGCAUGAGCGCUACGUCUCGCCCGUUAGUCCAAGCGCGCAAGAACUCGGCGCUACAUCACUGCAGCGUCUCUUCCCCACGCCUCGGCCUGGCUCGUCCGGGUCGCAUGGGGCUUCUCAAUCAGUCCUUCGUACUGAACAUGGCUUACCAGAGUCGUCUUCCGGACCUCUGCUUCGCGUGGGCGACUUACUUGAAGAGCCUGAUGCCUGGGACGCCGCUGGAUUGGCACUGGGGUUUCUACCUUCUCAACAAUCGAACACCUCUGUCCAGUCCGCACUAUAUCGUAGCGCCUCCUCACUCAGCACUGUAGUAGAGGUGGAUAUACCGCCGGCUGCUGUCGACCGUAUGGCUGGUGCCGAAACGUAUCCAACGCUGGUGCUCCCAACUGCGCAAGUGGACGAGCCUCAGACGGAUAUAGAUUGGGAUAUUAUUGAUCACGAAGAGGCUGUGUCUACUGCUGAAGACGCGACCGCUCCUUUGCAAGCUGAAACUGCUCGGGGUCUCCAAGAAAUCAGGCCCUCUGGCGAGCUCUGCGAGCAUCCGACGUCUAUAGACAUGAGAAAGCCAGUCCCUUCGCUCGACGAUAUAGAUCUCGACGCGCUCUUCGCAGAAGAUCAAUCCGCACAGCCUGAUGUCACCGCGCACGUUGACGCGUCAAAGACGCCCGCUCGUCCUCACGACGGGGUCACUUCUUCUACAAAGCCUACACCGCUUACCUCGAGCACGACCCUGAGCCAUCCUCCGCCGUACCACUUUGCCUUACAGAGCAAGGCGCCAGCAUCUAUGCCAUCAAAACCCCUUUCCAAGCUCAAGCUUCCCAUUCGACCAGUCUUCCCGCUGGCGAAUACCUCGGGUCGCGUACUUCCCACGGCGCAAGAACAUUCAUCGCGCAUCCCAGACCGCGUUGAUAACAUUGACAAACGACCAAAGCCGCUCCUUGUGCCCCUGGCGAAGCGCGAUAGCGCGGAAAGGAUCCUCUUUACGCCCAACGCGCCAUCGAAAGCUGCCACACCUAUUCCUCUUUCCAGUCAAGCGGCUAUACGCGAGCUAUGCCGAAGCCCUGAACCAGUGCAGCAGGCUCCUGAGGAUGACUUCCUUGAUAAUCUCUUCAACGACGUUAUGCCCAACUUGCCCAGUACUUCACCAGCCCCGCAGCCUUCAACCGCGCGGCCUGCCUUACCAUUUGAACUCUUCUGA
Peniophora sp. CBMAI 1063 is the source of this 1983-nucleotide messenger RNA. The record is from the annotation of a GenBank genome assembly. NCBI's taxonomy places the organism in Eukaryota, Fungi, Basidiomycota, Agaricomycetes, Russulales, Peniophoraceae.